Messenger RNA from Cutaneotrichosporon cavernicola, 1287 nucleotides. RefSeq lists its product as uncharacterized. Bases 1 to 1287 code for a protein of 428 amino acids. Gene Ontology annotation, molecular function: protein-arginine N-methyltransferase activity. NCBI's taxonomy places the organism in Eukaryota, Fungi, Basidiomycota, Tremellomycetes, Trichosporonales, Trichosporonaceae. Gene Ontology annotation, biological process: peptidyl-arginine methylation. The record is from RefSeq and is a predicted model, not a curated record. The transcript has 7 exons.
AUGUCGGACGCGGCGGCCUCGGGCUCCGGCAGCGGCAAAAAGAACAACGACAAUGACUACUACUUCAACUUCUAUGCGUCGCUGCAGAACCAGGCUAACAUGAUUGGCGACGUCUGCCGUACCGGCACGUAUCGCAAGGCGAUAUUAGGCAAUGCGGCGGUCGCGAUCCAGGACAAGACGGUUCUGGACCUUGGAGCGGGCUCCGGGAUCCUGUCUUACAUGGCCGCGCAGGCUGGCGCCAAGGAGGUCAUUGCCCUCGAGGCGUCGAGCAUGGCCGAGAAGAUCCAGAUUCUCGUCGACCAGGCGAACCGUGGCGGGUCAAACCCCCACAUCCGCGGGCGCGUGCGCAUCGUCCGCGGCAUGGUCGAGGACAAGGGCGUGCAAGCCGACGUGCUGCGCAGCGGUAAGGUCGACACGAUUGUGUCCGAACCGAUCGGCGUGAUGCUCCUCCACGAGCGAAUGGUCGAGUCCUUCCUCUUAGCCCGCGACCUCUUCCUCAAGCCUGGUGGCUCCAUAUUGCCGUCUGCAGGCAGUAUAUUCUUCGCCCCCUUCUCUGACGAGGGUCUGUACAACGAGACGGAGCAGAAAGCGCAGUUCUUCAACCAGACGCUCUUCGGGACCGACUAUUCGGCGCUGUACGAGGUCGCGCGCGCCGAAGCCUUUGCGCAGCCCGUCAUCGGUAUCUUCCCGCCAGGGACGCUGAUGGGUCACGCUGCCCCGCCUCAGACCUUCGACUUCUACACGUGCACGCGCGAGGACCUGCUCGACUUUACUGUUCAUCUCGAAUUUGUGGCAACCCGCACGGCUGUCAUGCACGGCCUCGCGAGCUGGUUUGACCUCGACUUUGAGGCGAGUGUCAAGGACCGGCCCAGUGACGAGGUACCGGGCGAUGCGGAGGCUGAGGCAGCGUGGGAGUACCCCGUUACCCAAGCGUGGCCGUGGAGUGCCGAGCCGCCGCUCAACCCCAACCCGCCGCCUGAGGCGCCGCGCCGCGGCGUCAAGGUCAGCAUGUCGACGGGUCCGAAUGCGCUGCGCACACACUGGCAACAAGCGCGCCUGAUCCUCCCCGAGCCUCUUGCCGUCAACAGAUCUGAACGCGUUGUCGGGACCAUCCGGUUCAAGGUCAACGAGUCGCGGUCGUACGACCUCACCCUCGACGUCGCCGUCGAUCGGGGAGGCGAAGCGCCGCACUCCAACCUCCUCCGCCGGACCGCUACCUUCAACUUAUCGCAGCAGACGUUCAACUACUCGUACACUGGCGAUCCGAUCCCGGGCCUCGCCUCAUAG